AUGCCUUCCUACACUCCCUCCCUGGUGGGAGCAGCCACCGGAGUUGGCGCCCAUGUUCUCCUCUAUCGACAAGGCGAGUGGGAUGAAAAGGCACCGUCGAUUUUUCUCAGCUAUGUGUUUGCUAGUAUAUUGGCUUUCGCAUCCGAGUGGGGCGAAGGAUUCGGGGUCUCCCUGCCGCGCCAAUGGGCCGUUCACAUCAUUUUCUGGCAUGUCUUGGGAGUAUAUGCGAGCAUGCUCGUCUAUCGCGCCUUUUUACACCCACUGCAUAAUUUUCCCGGUCCUUUUUCUGCCAGACUGUCGAAUCUCUAUGCGACUCUCCUCGCUGCCAAGAAGCUGCAAUUUUAUACAGAGACAGAAAAACUUCAUAAGAGGUUUGGUGACUACGUGCGGCUAGCUCCAACCGAGCUUUCUAUCACAGACCCCGAGGCUAUUGUUGCUCUUCAUGGCCCGCAGGCUCUGGUCUCCAAGGGGCCGUGGUAUACGAUUCUUGGGGAUCGCAUCUCCUUACAGCUUGAGCGAGACAAGAAGGUACAUGCGCGUCGUCGCAAAGUUUGGGACAGAGGUUUGAAUAGUAAAUCAUUGCACCUUUACGAAUCGCGUGUCGCGAAAUAUGCCAGCCAAUUAGUCAACGUUAUCGAAGAUCAUGUUGACACUAGUAUCGAUAUGGCCAAGUGGUGCAAUUAUUACGCGUUUGACGUGAUGGGAGAUCUAUCCUUUGGCAAAUCCUUCGGUAUGCUGCUUAACAGCGGGGAUACCUUCUUCUUGAAUGCGCUCCAUGCUACUAUGAAAAGCAUUGGACUCUUGGGUCAUCUGGUAUGGCUGUUCCCUUUCUUUGUGUCAACGCCCGGACUCAAUAGAGAAAAUGUACGGUUCUGGGAUCGGGUCGAUGCGAAGGUUAAAGAUCGAAUGGAUAAUGAGCCAGAGAGCCCCGAUGUAUUCUCAUGGCUACUGGAGAACUAUCGGAAUGGUCCCAAGACCAAGCAGGAUAAUCUCAACCUUCGCGCCGAUGCCUUCUUGAUUGUGGUAGCUGGAAGUGACACCACAGCCGCUACGUUGACAAACCUCUUCUUUCACAUUGCGACAGACCCAGGUCUAAGAGAACAGUUACAAUUGGAACUGGAUAAGCUCAGCGAUCUCUCACAUGAUAACCUCACGCAAAUUGACCUUCUUGAUGCUGCCAUUAACGAAACCUUGAGGCUGCAUCCUGUUUUGCCAUCAGGCACACAACGCCAGACUCCUCCGGAGGGAUUGAAGAUUGGAGACACCUAUAUACCAGGGAAUGUCAAUGUGCAGAUCCCACAUUACACAGUAUUCCGAGAUGAACGCAACUUUGAGCGUCCCACAGAGUUUCUCCCCAGCCGUUGGACCACCGAGCCACAUUUAAUCAAGAAUAAAUCCGUGUUUAUUCCCUUCAACUCUGGGGCAUACACAUGUGUCGGGAAACGGCUCGCUCUCAUGGAGCUGCGAUGUGUCACAGCACAACUCUUGAGCCGGUACGAUGUUAGCAUGGCCCCUGGACAGAGCGAAGAGGCAUACCUGGAUGGAAUGCGCGAUACCUUUACCUUGAUGACUGCUCCACUGCAGCUGGUGUGGCGGCGGCGAGAGGGAAUUCGGGCUUGA
This is a messenger RNA of Aspergillus melleus, 1620 nucleotides long. Its product is annotated as cytochrome P450. Lineage: Eukaryota; Fungi; Ascomycota; Eurotiomycetes; Eurotiales; Aspergillaceae. The record is from RefSeq and is a predicted model, not a curated record. Bases 1 to 1620 code for a protein of 539 amino acids. The transcript is spliced from 7 exons. Gene Ontology annotation, molecular function: oxidoreductase activity, acting on paired donors, with incorporation or reduction of molecular oxygen; iron ion binding; heme binding.